This is a messenger RNA of Dendrobium catenatum, 1861 nucleotides long. Its product is annotated as zeta-carotene desaturase, chloroplastic/chromoplastic. Bases 107 to 1684 code for a protein of 525 amino acids. Lineage: Eukaryota; Viridiplantae; Streptophyta; Magnoliopsida; Asparagales; Orchidaceae. The record is from RefSeq and is a predicted model, not a curated record. The transcript has 13 exons. Gene Ontology annotation, molecular function: oxidoreductase activity.
UGGUUGCAAGUAAGAAAAGCAAGGCGCAACGAAAGGCUAUCCUGGUUCGGACCACAAGUGAAUAUCAAAAGCGUGGCUUCAAUCCGUUGGACGACGGCGGCGAGCAAUGUGGGCCGCGUCGGCAUAUACUGUCGCCGCCGCUGCUGUCCCCGCUAGCUUACCUCAUCACAUACGGAGAGAUGGGUUUCGCUGCAGAGCGGAAGCUGCGAACCCGAACGAUUCCCGGAAGAAGGUGAUGGUCAUCGGCGCCGGCUGGGCCGGCCUCGCUUCUGCUCACCACCUUUGCAAGCAGGGUUUUGAUGUCACCAUUAUUGAAGCUGGGAGCUUCCCUGCCGAGGAAGUAUCCCUCAGAGGUUUCCGGAGUCCCUAUCGCAACAUAUUUUCGAUUAUAGAGGAGUUUGGCCUACAACCAUUCACAAACUGGACCAGUUCCUCACUUCACACCUCAGAGAGUGUGGAGGUUGAAUUUCCUAUAUUUCAAGAUUUACCGCUCUUGCCUGCUCCACUUGGAGCCCUAUUGUACCCCCAAUUUUCUCAUCUCUCUUUAGCGGAUCGCCUAACCUGGAUUCCUCUUAUUGCAGCAGCCAUUGACUUUGAUGGCACUGAUGCUGCUUGGAGCAAGUAUGAUUCAAUGACUGCAAGAGAACUCUUCAAACAAUUUGGUUGCUCGGAAAGGCUUUACCGAGAAGCUUUUCAACCCUUUGUCGAAGUUGGCUUGCUUGCACCUGCAGAGCAAUGUAGUGCAGCUGCAGUCCUUGCAAUGCUUUAUUAUUUUGUUCUUUCACAUCAGAAAAGCUUUGAUGUUGUCUGGUGUCGUGGGACAGUUCAGGAGAAAAUCCUUAACCCAUGGAUGGAUUUUUUGAAAUCAAAAGGCUGUAGAUUUCAUGGAAACAAAACAACAACAGAUUUUAUUGUAAACAAAAGUACUGGCGGCGUUACAGGAGUACUCUGUGGGAAGGAUGUCUACGAGGCUGAUGCAUUUGUCCUUGCUGUUGGUAUCUCUACUCUCAAAUCUACUAUCACCAGCAGUUGUGCGCUGCAGUCAAAGCAGGAAUUUUUGAACGUUCUCAAUUUGUCUGCCAUUGAUGUAGUCAAUGUUAAAAUAUGGCUAAACCGGAAGGUUAAAAUUCCACGAGAAAGUAACGUUUGUUUUGGGUAUGACAAUUCAACGGGAUGGACAUUCUUUGACUUAAACUCAAUAUUCGAUGAAUAUCAAGAUGAACCUUUGACGGUUUUAGAGGCUGAGUUUUAUCAUGCCAACCAGCUUUUGCCUUUAAAAGACGAGCAAAUUGUUGCAAGGCUGCUAUCAUACCUUUCUAGAUGCAUUAAAGAAUUUCAAGAAGCCACUGUCAUUCAGCAAAUAGUUUCCAGGUUACCAAAAUCUGCAACUCAUUUCUUUCCAGGUUCAUACAAAUACAUGAUGAAGGGGUCCACUUCUUUCCAAAAUUUGUUUAUGGCUGGUGAUUGGAUAAUUUCUCGCCAUGGCUCUUGCGCAAAAGAGAGAGCUGUUGUUACUGGGCUUGAAGCUGCAAACCAGGUAGUGAACUACUUUGGUGUUGGAGAUUUUGCCAAAAUAAUUCCAGUUGAUGAUGAUGAACCACAUAUAGAAUCACUAAGGGAACUGAACAGGAGGUUAAAUGAGAUAAGGGCACAGACUCCAUUUUCCAAUUUUUUUCUACAGUAACACUGAUGUCAAAACAAUCAUAAAAGGAAUUUUUUAGUUAAUAAAACUCUGCACUGUAUGAGUAUUGCACAAUUGGCAAGAGAAAAUACAUUGUUAUUAAAAUUCUGUAAAUUCCGUGUACAUUGCUUGCAUUAUAUAAAAGAUUAUAAAACUAUUCGUUGCAAGAUAUUAAAGCCA